AUGCUGCGACAAUUGCUCUUUGCUUGCCUGGCUACCGGUCUUUGCCAUACCCCGUGCAACAACAAGCCAAGCUGCGUCGAGUACCUCCAAGACUGGCUGCAACAGUCUCAAGACACAAAGCAGUCAGCCCAACGGCAUGCACAACUAGCCAGAAAGCCUGGGACGGCGAGAGCUGUAUGGGCAUGGACGCAUCUGGGGGCUGCGGGUGGAGCCAGCAUCAAUUCACACUGGUACAGCCAGAAGGACUGUUUCGUGAAAGCCUUGGAGCUGGAUCCUGAUCAUGCAGAUGCAUGGUCCCACUUGGGUGUUGCGGGGGGUGGCAUGGUGGGCUCCAGAUUUUUCAAUCAGACCGACUGCUUCGUUCAGGUUCUGAAGUUUAAGCAGAAUAGUUCAAGGGCGUGGUCACACUUGGGCACAGCGGGUGGUGGCAAAGUCGGCUCCACUUGGUACACUUGGAAAGACUGCUACGAGAAGUCUCUGGAGCUUGACCCAAACUAUGCAGACACCUGGGCAAAUUUGGGAGCGGCCGGUGGGGGUAAAGUGAGCAACCACCCCUACAGCGAAACGGAGUGCUAUGCAAAGGCGUUGGAGCUCAGUCCCAGAAGCUCGAGUACAUGGUACAACUUGGGUGCAGCAGGGGGUGGAAAGGUGAAAGGCACCACCUUUAGCGCCUGCGACUGCUAUGUGCAGUCCUUGGAGCUUGAUCCCAAAUUUGCCCCAGCAUGGUCCAACCUGGGAAGAUGUGGCGGUCGAAAAGUAAAGGGCAGCUGCGGCGACAGAACCUGCAGCCCGAAGGAUUGCUACGUGACGGCGCUGGAGCUUGAUCCCAAGUAUGCGGAUGCUUGGUCUGCCCUCGGGGACGCCGGGGGAGGCACGGUUGGGUCCACCCAUUACAGCUGGAAAGACUGCAAGGCAAAGGCACGUGCCUGGACCUUGCACCAGGAGGCUGAAACCUGGUACAACUUUGGGCUUCUCGGGAGUGGCUCCAUCGGCAGCAGCCAGUGCAAUGCUCCAGAGCAGUGCUUCGAGAAGGCCACGGAUCUUCUCGACCAAGAGUUGGAUGCUGUCGUGUCACGGCUACCCGUGGGCAGUGCAGAUGACUUGCGGGACAUCGCUAUUUCACUGCUGGGUGAAUCGAAAACCGCGUUCAAGGAUCAAAUGACUGCAGUGUUCAGAGAGUGCCACCCGAGCACGCCAUCAUGCCUGGAUGCACAGGACGAACAGGAUCAGCUUGCAACUGACCUUACUCAGCAGAUGCCACACGUGCCUCCAGAGACGAUUCGUGCAGUCUUGAAGGGAGCGUUGAUUCAGAUGCAAUCCACUAGGAGCAAGCUUACUGAGCUGAACGACGACACACUGCUAAAAGCAAUCUGCGAAGCAGAGAGAUCAUGGAAGCGCCAGCACUACACCCUGACAGCGAGAAAGCUCGCUUCACAGGGCACACUGUCGGGCGAUCCCUGCAGCUCAUUGCCGGGUUCAACAGGACGCCUUUGGGAAGGUGGCCCGACACCAGGACUCAGUGUUGGGGCCACGCAGGCCUUCUUGGCUUUCGCUGCUCUGUCGGCUUUGACGAUGGCUUUCGCAGUAUCUCUCGUGUGGAGGAGACAGUCGACUUCUUUUCGCGUUUUGGUGCCCGAUGACGAGGUUCACAUGCGGGAGGACCAUUUGGUGUCUGUGUUGUGA
Messenger RNA from Symbiodinium necroappetens, 1683 nucleotides. The record is from the annotation of a GenBank genome assembly. Lineage: Eukaryota; Dinophyceae; Suessiales; Symbiodiniaceae.